Molecule: messenger RNA, 1801 nt
Organism: Glossina fuscipes
Lineage: Eukaryota; Metazoa; Arthropoda; Insecta; Diptera; Glossinidae
Exons: 2
Coding region: 42-551 (169 amino acids)
Source: RefSeq, a predicted model, not a curated record
GAUGGGCGGCAUAUUUCAAAUUUGGAGAUUAUCGCAACAACAUGUUUCAUAUUUCCUGCGUAUUGGCUUUCCUGUUACUCGUACCGAAAGGAAGUGAUGCAGGUUUCCUGCAAGACAUUAAUACCAAUGCACCCGUGGCUGCGACACGUGUACAUUACCCAGCUGGUCCUAUAGCAAAAUUCUUGCGCAAUUAUGCGGCCGCGGGAAAUGUUAAAUUCGCGCAAGCGUAUAGCCCGGGCGUUGUAUACACUUCAAAUCCCUUACCAUAUCUUUCUGCGGAUGCUUCCUACACGCCAUCAAUAAAUUAUCACACACGAUUACAUCCUAUUACUACCUAUACCAGUGGUGCUAUGGGCAGGUCUACGGCAUAUCAAUUUGCUACACCUUUACCCAUUACGCCUCCUUACGAGGCACCUGUUGCCCCGGUCAACUUUGACAAUUAUAAUGGUCCAAGAACUGUUUUGAGAUAUGGACCACCCAUAACCACAACUACAACCACCACUUAUACAACGCAAUCGCAUUUAACGCCACUUGGUAGCCAUAACUGGUAGAAUGCAAUAAUAUGCAAGUAUAUGUAUAUAUAUAUAUAAAUACGUAUAACUCUACUCAUUUAUUGAAAGAUUUAUUAUUGACCUGAAACUGUUUACAUUUUCUAUUUAAUUUUUUUUUUUUUUUCUUCUUCCAAGACUUAUUGAAUACAUUUUUACGAAACUGUUCGCUGAUAGAAAAAAAAAAGAAGUCUAUCAGAGAAAGGGAUUUAAAACAUUGUAGUCGAGCAAUGCUAACCAUUUAAUACCUAAUGCCAUUUUCUGUACGACAAUUCCUCAUUUAUGUGCGAGGUAAGAUACUGAAAAUUAUAACUUGUUUCCAUGUGCUGGCACAUGGGAGAUGUGGAUCAAGAAAAUAGAUAUACAUUCUUCAAAGUAAAAGCUUACUGCUUGUGAGAGCAAUUAUAGGAUAGAGAGUUCAUAGCAUGUAUCUUACUCGAGAAAUUCUUUAAAUUGCACUUUUUUUUCAUAUAACGAUUUUUUUUUUGCAAGAUCACGCAUGAUAUGUGAAAUGUUCGCAAAACUGGUCCGAUCAAAUACGUUUCCAAUAGCACUGGUUUUUGAAGCAAAACAAAUCCGGUGCGCCGGACAUCGGAUGGAUAGACGGGCAGACAAAUUUAAAACGAAUUAAAAAAAAAAACAUAUUACACACAUAUAUCCGAACAAACAAAAUGUACAUUAUAUCAUAAGUAAGGUUGAGUAUAAAAAUUUGUAUCCAGCUUAGGUCGGAUAUAUAAUAUCCAUCCAUUAAUUGGGCACACCCACAACACAGUAUAGUUAAACUGCAAAAUAUUUUCCAUUGAUAUGAGUUUUCGAUUCUUUAGCAUCACAUUCAUUUAAUGUAUUAUUCCAGUUAAUCUCUCCCCCAAUUGGAAAAUUUCAAUAUUAAUAUUGUCAAGAUUUUUCCAACAUAACAUGUCCAGCAACCGUAUGCUCUAUCUAAGGACGAGGACAUGGCCCUAGUAAGAGGAUAAUAUAAGAUUUUGUUUAGAUCAAACAUAAGAAAGGAAAGCAUAUAUAUAUAUAAGAAUAAGCAGUUGUUACGUAUGGCCUGUCAAAAUUAAUAUAUCUCUUGUCUAUUAAGUACAUUAGUAAAAUAUUGUUGUUUAUUAUUACCCAAAACAACACAUCAUUUAUAUAGAUAUUUAGACCUUUAACAGUUUUUUGAACUCAAAAUACUAAUAAAUAUCUUAAGUAUAACCGACCAGCAAUUAAUUGAUAAUUACACCACUUUGUGGUAAUAAUAUGUUCAG